AGCGCGGGCUGAGCGAGCGCGCCAGACGGCCGGGGAGCUGCGCGCCGGGAGGGUCCCUGUUUGGCGUCUCCAAACGCGCCCUGGGCGCACCGUCCUUUCCUUGGCUCGCCUUGCGCGCGCGGAUCGAGGCUCCCGCGGCGAGCUCAGGCGCCGGAUGCCGUUCCCCGGCGGCUUGUGGUGGUUGCUGUGCUGCAGGCAAGGCUUCACCUUGCUCCGACGCGACUAUGGCGAGGCAGGCAAAGGGGGGGCGGACGACGACGAAGCCGAGGAGUCCUUCGAAUUGCGCAGCAAAGGCGACGAGGUGAGUUGGGCAGCUCCCGGAGUUACUUGCUGCGUCCUAUUCCCGCCCGGGGACUGCAGCUUCUGCAGAGCUGGCCGGCAGAUCUCACUUUUAUUUUUUUUAAUACCUUGCGCUUUUGCGACCCUAGAGGAGCCCGCGUGCCUUAACUCGUCCCCGCGCCCCCGAUUCCCCCGGGGGGGGGGGAGCGGGACGGGACCAGGAGGACAAAGUGUUCUGAACGCGCCUGGGACGUAAAUUCGCGCAGGUUAACUGCGGCUUCGCCUUUGGAAGCUCUGUCCUGUGCGUCGCGGGCGGGGGGAGAGAAUUGCUCGCUUUACUCAGUGUAAAGGAAUUCGCUUGAAACGUGUUCGGAGGCUUUAGUGAGCCUUGACUCAUGCAGCCCUGGACCUGCGUUCUUGAUUUGCAAAGGAGCAAAGGAAGGUGGAUCCAAGGAGGACUGGCGCGGUAGAAAUCGGUGCAUAAACUUCUUCAGGCGCUUUUGCACCUAGGAUAUAUGCUCUUUGGGGCCGAUCUAACCUGCAGGAUAGCACCCCCGGCCCCAUCGGCGUGAUUGUCUCCAUCCUGUAAGCAGUUUGGGAGCCGUCCCCAGGGCAGCACUGCCCGUCUCCUCAUCCUCCCAAUUUCGGGGGAGGGUGCGCUUUCUCCGGAUAGGUAGCAUGAACUAAGUGGCAGGAAUGAUUUGCUGGCAACGUGAGUUGGGGAGCGGGUGUCUCCUCAUAUUCAUAAUCCUUAUGUAAUUCUACGGCCAUGAAUUAUGCAGAAUGAGCUGUUGUCUUGGCUGCUUGGCCACCUCUUCCUCCCAGCCCAUUUCCUUUUCACCGUGGGCAAAAGGAAAUCAUGGAGAGCUGAAGCUUGGCCAGCUUCAAGAGUGACAGAGAGCAGGGCUGCCUUUUGGCUGGCUGGGACACAGGGCCCUUCACAGCGCGACCGGAGUUCAGAAAGGAGCCAUUCAUCUUCCCCACCCUCCAUUUCCCUCUGCUUUCUCCCUGGGAAGCAAAAGGGGCACCGCCAAUUCCUCCCUCUAUUGCCCUAUUGCCCACCCAACUGCCUCUUCCAGAAUAGGACCCAGACCAGCUCCAAAGGAUGAAUUUCUUGACAGCCGUAGAUUUGUGCCAGUUGAUUUUUUUUACAGGAAUAAUGAUAUUCUCUAGGGUAGAACAAACCUGUUCCCUCUAAUAAAAUAUUUCCUUUCUCUGACCUAGUACUUUGGAUGCUAGGCAUACCUUUGCACUUGUGGGCUUCCUCUGCAAGAGAUCUGGAGAGCAGCAACACGAGAGCAGGGACUUUUCUGUGGUGGCUUCCCACUUGUGGAAUGCUCUCCCCAGGGAGGCUCGCCUGGCGCCUUCGUUACCUAUCAUUAGGCACCGGGCAAAAACAUUCCUCUUCUCCCAGGCCUUUGGCUAAUUAAGCAAUCUAUGGCCUUUUAAACAGUGUGUGGGGGCUAUUGUUUGUUACGAUGGUAUGUAUUUAUGUAUUUUUACAUUGUAAGCCGCCCUGUGAUCCUUGGACGAAGUGUGGUACAGUGGUACCGCAGGUUACAGACGCUUCAGGUUACAGACUCCGCUAACCCAGAAAUAGUACCUCAGGUUAAGAAAUUUGCUUCAGGAUGAGAACAGAAAUCGUGCUCUGGUGGCGCGAUGGCAGCAGGAGGCCCCAUUAGCUAAAGUGGUGCUUCAGGUUAAGAACAGUUUCAGGUUAAGAACGGACCUCCAGAACAAAUUAAGUUCUGAACCCGAGGUACCACUGUACAGGCAAAACGUUGUAGAGAAGCAGUUUGCGGUCUAGCUGGCCAAGGGCCUUGAAAAGGUUUAGCUUAACCUGAAGCGGGAUCUGCUGGGAAAAUUGGGAGUCUCUUUCUCUCUCACACUCACGCACACCUUUCUGCUCUGAAACUUCUCCAGUCACAAAGGCAGGUCCUGUCAAGAGGAACGGGAUGUGACAUGUUGGAGGCGAUGCAUCACUGCAGCCUGGAAGGAACAGGUUUGGGGUUCUCCAGAUCUCCGCAGAGGUGUUAUUAGACGUCCACGGAAGAGGAAGCGCCAGCCCUGGGUUGGGAGGAGGGGGAAGGGAUCUCCAAGCUGGACUGCCCAGCGAGUUGUAGCCUUGGUUUGCCAACACAUGGCUGCAUUUGUAGGUCCUGUUGCCCUCCCAAGAGGAAACAAAAUUUGGGGCGGUAGAUGAUUUGGCUGAAGGCAUGAAAAGGUUGCAUCACAAAUCCCAGAGACAAGUUAUUGGGGGCUAAAUAUACACAUGCUUCUUUGAGCUGCCCAGAGUGGGCGGGGUAUAAAUUAUUAUUAUUAUUAUUAUUAUUAUUAUUAUUAUUAUUCCUUCCCCUUCCUUUCCUCUGCCAUGGCUGGGGAGCACCUCUUAUUUCCAAUUUCCAAUUAAACUUUUUAUUGCACUAGCCAUAGGCCAUGGCUUUAUUCAGAAGGAGAACAACAAAAAACAACAACAAUAACCAUAACCAUAACAAUCAUCGGGCACCACACAUACAAUAAAACCACGUUCACGGCUACUAAAAUUAUUUGUUGCAUUAAAUAGAAUAGAGUAGCAGAAGAUUCUCAGGUAAGAUGUGCCAAAUUAAAUAUCCGAAUCCCCUUUGCAGUUGACCGCUAUUUUAUCUAGUUCCUUCCUCCUGAUCUUCUUAGCUACCAGCCCAUAGAGUGCUACUUUAUAAGUAACAAAGUCGUCGGUGUCACUCAGCAGCCAUUUCACCCUUUCCACCCUAUUCAGAUAUAUUCCACUCAUAAACAGGGGUUUUAUAAAUCGGUCUCUUGGGUCUAUAUAUAAUGGGCACUGCAAUAAAUAAGUAUGUACCUCUGGCUACAUACUUAACUCGUUCCGGAGGUCCGUUCUUAACCUGAAACGGUUCUUAACCUGAAGCACCACUUUAGCUAAUGGGGCCUCCUGCUGCUGCCGCGCCGCCGGAGCACGAUUUCUGUUCUCAUCCUGAAGCAUGGUUCUUAACCCGAGGUAAUAUUUCUGGGUUAGCGGAGUCUGUAACCUGAAGCGUAUGUAACCUGAAGCAUAUGUAACCUGAGGUACCACUGUAAUGGCACAGGUCCUCGACGCAGGGUUGUCCACACAGACAGAGUCUUUCUUUGUAAUGUACUUUGAGCACCUCCUAUUUAAUCCUGCUUAGUAGUAAAAUUUUUCACCAAACUGCAGGAGGCAGUGGAAGACAGGAGUGCCUGACAUGCUCUGGUCCACGGGGUCACGAAGAGUCGGACACGACUAAAUGACUAAACAACAACAACAACAGUAGUAAAAAUGGAAGCAUGUAUGGGACGCGGGUGGCGCUGUGGGUUAAACCACAGAGCCUAGGACUUGCCGAUCAGAAGGUCGGCAGUUCAAAUCCCCACGACGGGGUGAGCUCCCAUUCCUUGGUCCCUGCUCCUGCCAACCUAGCUCUUCGAAAGCACGUGAAAGUGCAAGUAGAUAAAUAGGUAUCGCUCUGGCGGGAAGGUAAACGGCGUUUCCGUGCCCUGCUCUGGUUCGUCAGAAGUGGCUUUGUCAUGCUGGCCACAUGAACUGGAAGCUGUAUGCCGGCUCCCUCGGCCAAUAAAGCGAGAUGAGCGCCGCAACCCCAGAGUCGGCCACGACUGGACCUAAUGGUCAGGGGUCCCUUUACCUUUACCUAUGUCUAGCUAAAGCAGGAAUGGAGAAACUUCGGCCCUCAAUAUGCUGUUGGACUACAGUUCCCAUCUUCCAUCACCAGUGGCCAUGUUGCCUGGAGCUGAUGGGAGAUGGUCCAUCAACAGCUCGCCCGCCCCCGCCUCCCGGCUGAAUUAGAUGGUUCUGGGAAGCCCACAGCAGGGCUUGAACCCAACAGCCCUCUCCAUGGCUGUUGGACUAAUUACUAUGGCUAAUACCUAUCGAUAGGCCCAUUUAUAGAGGAUAGGUCCAAUCCCAUUUUAGAGCCAUCUAAGCCUAUGGCCAUUGUCUCUUGUGGCCAUAAGUUCAAUACAUUGCGUCAGGGCUGGGGAACCUGUGGUCUUUCAGCUGUUCCUGGACUCCAGCUCCCAUCAGGCCUAGCCAGUGUUUAGGGAUGAUGGGAAUUGUGGUCUAGGAAUGCAUUGUGUGACUUUCUUUUGUCUGUCCCCAGUCUGCUGGCCAACCAGUUUAACAGGGUGACCCUCAGUUUUAGCAUUGAAAGGGGCGGGGACAUUCCCCCUCCCCAAUACCAUGCCUGAUUUUGCGCACCUCUGUCUUAACCAUCCUUGUCUCUCAGCCUAGGUAGCUCAAUUAGAGCGUGGUGCUGAUAACGGCAAGGUUGCAGGUUUGAUCCCCAUAUAGGUUAGCUGCAUAUUCUUGCAUUGCAUGGACUUGGACUAAAUAAUAAUAAUAAUAAUAAAUUUUAAAAAAUUAUUAUUUGUACCCCGUCCAUUCUGGGUGGCUUCCAACAGAGAUUAAAAAUACAUUAAAAUACAUUUAAUAAAGGUAAAGGUAAAGGGACCCCUGACCAUUAGGUCCAGUCGUGACCGACUCUGGGGUUCAUCUCACUUUAUUGGCCGAGGGAGCCGGAGUACAGCUUCCGGGUCAUGUGGCCAGCAUGUCACGAACCAGAACAGCGCACGGAAACGCCAUUUACCUUCCCGCUGGAGUGGUACCUAUUUAUCUACUUGCACUUUGACGUGCUUUCAAACUGCUAGGUUGGCAGGAGCAGGGACCGAGCAACGGGAGCUCACCCGUCGCGGGGAUUUGAACCGCCGACCUUCUGAUCGGCAAGCCCUAGGCUCUGUGGUUUAACCCACAGCGCCACCCGCAUCCCAAAAUACGUUUAAUACAAAGAUUAAAAAUACAUUAAACCACGGCAAAGCUAACCUGGUUCCAUUUGUUUUUCCUCAGGGUCCCUUCCAACUCUACAAUUCUAUGAUUAUCUGAUUCAUUUAUUCCCCCCCCCCAAGUAAUUUCCAUGUGCUUUAGCUUUUUUUUUUUUUUUUUUUUUUUUGGACAGGGGAAAUGCUCCAGCUACUUCAUCAUGUCUUUUAACUAUAGCCUUUGUGCGAUGCUGCCAGAACCUGUUUUCCCCAGUGGGGUGCUACGCCAAAGCAGAGCUGGGGUGGGCGUGAGCUCACUUACCACUACAAAAGCUUGCCUAGCUGGAGAGACCAGAUCCUGAACCUGGUCAUCUGAUAGGUGUUAACUGGGUGUGCCGUAGUGUCACGCACGCCUGGCACUCCUUACAUUGACCCCUCAGGAAAUUUAAGGAUUUGGAACAGGCAUCCCCAAACUCGGCCCUUCAGAUGUUUUGGGACUACAAUUCCCAUCAUCCCUGACCUGUUAGCUAGGGAUGAUGGGAGUUGUAGUCCCAAAACAUCUGGAGGGCCGGGUUUGGGGGUGCCUGAUUUGGAGGAUGCUAUCCAGCUUGGGACGCGGGUGGCGCUGUGGGUUAAACCACAGAGCCUAGGACUUGCCGAUCAGAAGGUCAGCGGUUCGAAUCCCCGCGAUGGGGUGAGCUCCCGUUGCUCAGUCCCUACUCCUGCCAACCUAGCAGUUUGAAAGCACGUCAAAGUGCAAGUAGAUAAAUACCUUCUCCAGCGGGAAGGUAAACAGCGUUUCCGUGCGCUGCUCUGGUUCGCCAGAAGCGGCUUAGUCAUGCUGGCCACAUGACCCAGAAGCUGUACGCUGGCUCCCUCGGCCAGUAAAGCGAGAUGAGCGCCGCAACACCAGAGUCGACUACAACUGGACCUAAUGGUCAGGGGUCCCUUUAUCUUUACCUAUCCAGCUUAGGUUGGCUGGGGUUAGGAUGGUCCCCGGGAACGUCGCCGAUAGUCAGGGAAGAAGGGAGUUGAAGUUUGCCAAUAUCUGGAAGGCCACAGCUUCCUCACCCACCCCCCUUUUAAAAUUAGCCAGGUGCCAGGCACGUUUUGUGACUGGCGUAGGUCCAGUUGCGACCACUUGGAGAUCUUUGAAUGCCAGGUUGGCACCUGUCAUCUCCACCUGGCUGGCCCCUCCGGCUUUCUUAAGCAGCUAAGCAGUUAAUCAUUGCAAUGAUCCUGUGAGGUAGCCUGUGACUGGCCCAAGGUCACCCAGUCAGCUUCAUGACCGAGUACAUAUUUGAACCCUGAUCUCCUAGGUCCUACUCCAACACUCUAACCCAUGGGUAGGCAAACUAAGGCCCAGGGGUCGCAUCCGGCCCAAUCGCCUUCUAAAUCCGGCCAGCGGACGGUCCAGGAAUCAGCCUGUUUUUACAUGAGUAGAAUGUGUCCUUUUAUUUAAAAUGCAUCUCUGGGUUAUCUGUGGGGCAUAGGAAUUCGUUCGUUGUUUUCCCUUCAAAAUAUAGUCCGGCCCCCCACAAAGUCUGAGGGACAGUGGACCCUGCUGAAAACAUUUGCUGACCCCUGCUCUAACCACUACAUCACCCUGGCUUCCUAGAGUACUUCUGCUGUGCUAUGAGCUAAAUUAAGUAGGCAAAUAAAUAUGGGGGGAAGCAAAAUGUCACUUGGAGAAGGGUCUGAAAUAUUUUCCUUGCAGCGUGAAUUUGUUUUAUUCUGGAUUUUUUAUUUGAUGUUUUAAUGGGUUGUAAAGCGCUUUGAGAUUUCUUCUUUGAGAUAUAAAGCAGUCUAGAAAUGAACUGAAGAAAAGGAAAAAGAAAUCUCAUUGGGGGGGGGGGCGGAAUGGCGCCUAGACAUUCUGUUGUGGCGACCGUAACCUAGGUUUUAAGCUGCUACUGUAUUUGGCAGUGACCUUAUAUGUCUUGAGUUUCCUAACAUGGCUCACCCCUGGUUUAUGGAACAGCAAUUGAAGAACUUCUAGCCCCACAUUCCCCCUUUUAAUGGCUUCCCUCCAAGUCCAGUGUCUUUGCCCUGCCAAAGCUUUCUGAAAGAGGAAUGCAGAAUUUAUUUUUCAGUCAUGCAAGUUCCUUCAUUUCGGGCCUUCAGAAUGGUAAGGAAAAGUGUUCAGUUCCCUUCUCCAUCAGGUUGUGGUGAGAAGUGAUCAGACACAGCCGUGUUUUCACCCGCAGACCCCACUUUGCCCAAGUGAGAAAAUCCAUGAUUUGUCAACUUGCUCGUUUAUGUGGAUUGUCGUCCGAAGAGUUACAUAAGCUGAAACAGUUUUAUUUUUAAGGGAGUAGAGUUUUCUCUUUCGAAGGUGGUGGGAAAGCUGCUAUAGUCAAUGGGUAAACUCUUACAAAGAGUUUACUAUUUCAGAACACUUUACAGUGGUACCUCUGGAUACGACCAGGAUGCGUUCCGGAGCCCCGUUCGCAUCCAGAAGCGAAUGCAACCCAUGUCUGCGCGGGUCGCAAUUCGCCGCUUUUUUGCAUGCACGUGACAUCAUUUUGACCGUCUGUGCGAGCGGCGAAAGCCGGAAGUAACGCGUUCCGUUACUUCCGUGUCACCGCGGAGCGCAACCCGAAAGCGCUCAACCUGAAGCAACUUCAACCCAAGGUAUGACUGUAUUUCUAAAGUAUUACAGUGGUACCUCGGGUUACAGACGCUUCAGGUUACAGACUCUGCUAACCAAGAAAUAGUACCUCGGGUUCAGAACUUUGCUUCAGGAUGAGAACAGAAAUCGCACGGCAGCAGCGGGAGGCCCCAUUAGUUAAAGUGGUACCUCAGGUUAAGAACGGACCUCCAGAACGAAUUUAAGUUCUUAACCCGAGGUCCCACUGUACACUGUUCACCUGAACUAAAACCCUACCAAAGAAAGCAAAGAGAAGUACUUGGCUUCUUUUUGCUCCCUCUCCCCACCAGUCCCUCACAGUAAAGAUGCUUUUUCAGUGAGUACAAGGGCUUGCAGACUCAAAGAGGGCCCUUCCUUACCAUGCAAAUUUGAGAUAAUUGCUACAAACAACCAUUAAACUUUUAAAAGCCUUCCUGAGCCUAGUCAUUAUAGUAUGGCGUCAUUCACUUCUCCCAGAGAAGGAGGAAGGGACACCUGUCAGAACAGGGGAGGGAUGUUUAAUUUUCAUUUUUCAUUUCACGUUUAAUUUGUAUACCACCUUUCUAUUUCACUAUACCCAAGGCGGUUUACAAGCUGAAGAGGCAAAGAAUGUACACCAUAUAACAAUCCAAUCCAAAAAUGUGAUAAUAAAACAUAACUUUAAAAUAAGCAACUUAUAUCAAAUAAAGUCAGAUUCAACAAUCCACUAGAAGAGUAUAGAAUAUUAAAUAUCAGCGUAUAAAAAUGAAACAGAAAUCCACUCUUAACAAUUACAAUAAAUAAUUUCUAAACUAUAAUAAAUAAAAACAACGGCAAGUCACAGUGUAUAAAAUAAUACAAUACAAAUUGAGAAGCCAUGAAGGAAGGAAGGAUAACAACAGGAAGAUUUAAAGAAGGAACUAUUGGAAACUCAAGGCAGUAGAAACAUAAGAUGAUUGGAACCCCACUGAACUUGAAGCAUGGGAAGCCCCAACAAAAAAUUAUAAUUUGGCAGAAUAUUUGGAUUAUAUGAGAUGUAUUUGUAUAAUUUGGAAUAUGCAAUGUGAUCUGAUUGGAUUGUUAAAAUGGAAAACUUAAUAAAAAUUAUUAUUUUAAAAAAAAGAGAAGCAGAGAUUGGAGGGUCGGGCAAGGCAGGUGGAAAGGUCUUGCCUGAUGGGUGGCUGGAAGUCUCUCUCCUUGAGGAGACCUUGAGGAGUCCUUCCUAGGGUUCUCCUUGCCAGAAGCAAAUUAGGGCCUUCUCCCACAAAGACUCUGAACCUGCAGUUUCCAGCUCUGGUAGUUUAAUCCUACUAGGAAGUCGUCUGAGAAGGGUUCUAGGAGGGCUGUCUUAACUCCUGGUGGGCUCAUCAUGCAACGGGUAAGUGUUGGACUAAGACCUGGGAGAUCAGGGUCCAUGUUUCCACUCAGCCAUCAAGCUCACCACCACUGACCCCAACCCAUCUCACAGGCUUGUUGUGAGGAUAAUACGGAAAGGGGAAGAGCCAUGGACAUCAUCUUCAAUGUUCGAAAUUGUGUUGUUGUUUAGUCGUUUGGUCGUGUUCGACUCUUCGUGACCCCAUGGACCAGAGCACGCCUGGCACUCCUGUCUUCCACUGCCUCCCGCAGUUUGGUCAAACUCGUGCUGGUAGCUUCGAGAACACUGUCCAACCAUCUCGUCCUCUGUCGUCCCCUUCUCCUUGUGCCCUCCAUCUUUCCCAACAUCAGGGUCUUUUCCAGGGAGUCUUCUCUUCUCAUGAGGUGGCCAAAGUAUUGGAGCCUCAGCUUCCGGAUCUGUCCUCCCGGUGAGCACUCAGGGCUGAUUUCCUUCAGAAUGGAUCGGUUUGAUCUUCUUGCAGUCCAUGGGAUCUCAAGAGUCUCCUCCAGCACCAUAAUUCAAAAGCACCCAUUCUUCGGCGAUCAGCCUUCUUUAUGGUCCAGCUUUCACUUCCAUACUUCCAUACAUGAUGUAUGGAAGUUUGAAAUUAGCCGGGCACAUUUUGUACCUGGCUAUCGACCACUUGGGGCCAAGUCAAGAUGCCUGGGCUCCAGGAUGGCACCUGACAUGUCCAUCAUCUGGGGAUCAUUGGAUCUGGACUAUUUUCACACACUAGUACCACGUCCUAUAGAAUUCUCUCCGUUAUAUUUUAUCUGCACAAUCAGAAUGCAUUUCUGGAACCAAAUUGUUGUUGUUUUCUGUGCAGCCUUGAGUAGGAGCAGUCACCGUUAAGAAAAAGAGGUGCAAAUAGGUCAUCAUUAUAUGUGUGGAUUGCCCCUGGAUAAGUUCUCAAAGUUCUUAAGCUAGCCCAAGGUUGUCAUCUGAACUAGCCAGGUGUUUAACAGAAUCACAGUCAGUCCAUCAUUUGGAAAAUAAGAUUUUAGUGCAGCACAUAUACUAAAAUUGGAGCAUGGAAAGUAAGACUUUAGAGCCUUCUUGCCCCAAAAUGGCAACCAGACAUUCUGUUUUGGUGACUGUAACCUUGGUUUAAGGAGCCAUUUGGCCCCUAGCUUAUAUAUCUGAGUUUCUAACGCUGGUUUGAGCGCUUUGGAGGAAAGUUGGGACAAGAAAGCUAAUUAAUAUACAGUGGUACAUCGGGUUAAGAACUUAAUUCGUUCUGGAGGUCCGUUCUUAACCUGAAACUGUUCUUAACCAGAAGCACCACUUUAGCUAGUGAGGCCUCCUGCUGCCUCUGCGCCACCGGCACGCAGUUUCUGUUCUCAUCCUGAAGUAAAGUUCUUAACCUGAGGUACUAUUUCUGGAUUAGCGGAGUAUGUAACCUGAAGCAUCUGUAACCCAAGGUACCACUAUAAUAUAAUAUAAUAUAAUAUAAUAUAAUAUAAUGCAUUGUUCUGGAAUCACUCUGUGUGUGUUCCAUUACUGGUGAUCAGCUAUGAUGAAACUGUCGGCUCUGAGUUACCCUCAACUCUGCAAAGGAGUUCAGUCUCUGGAACGGGACUGUGGCAUUUAUUCACCAGCCUUUGCAUAUGUACCCACUGGAAAGAUGCAAAAACAAGGGCAGGGCCUCUUGCACUUUGAAUAAUUGUGCAGAAGGAGGCAUUCCAAGAGUUGUCGCUCGCAUGACAACCUUGCAUGAGACGAAGAUGGCCCCAUCGGUGCUGCAAACCUUGCCGUUUGGUACUUUGGGGAAAUCAUGGCUUACGGAAGCUGGCAUUCCCCACCCCCACCCCCACCCCCCGUAACAUGAGGAAAGGUAAAGGUAAAGGGACCCCUGACUAUUAGGUCUAGUCGUGACCAACUCUGGGGUUGCGGCGCUCAUCUCGCUUUAUUGGCCGAGGGAUCCGGCGUACAGCUUCCGGGUCAUGUGGCCAGCAUGACUAAGCCGCUUCUGGUGAACCAGAGCAGCGCACGGAAACGCCAUUUACCUUACCGCCAGAGCGGUACCUAUUUAUCUACUUGCACUUUGAUGUGCUUUUGAACUGCUAGGUUGGCAGGAGCAGGGACCGAGCAACGGGAGCUCACCCCGUCGCAGGGAUUUGAACCUCCAACCUUCUGAUCGGCAAGUCCUAGGCUCUGUGGUUUAACCCACAGCGCCACCCGCGUCCUUUUAACAUAAGGAUAGUUGAGAGCUAAGGGAAUCACAGCGGUCUUAUAGUGUUGGGGGAUGUAAUGGGAUGGCUGCCAGACAGCGCUUGCUUCUACUGGUCCUCUGUUGCAAGCCCCCUUCUUCCUCUCUCUGUGUGCCCAGUGCUUGCCCUCUGGGCAGAUAAAUAUAGUGCUGUUAAAUAUGUGCUGAGCAACAGUGCCAGAGUGCAGGCAUACUGUGAUUUUUUAAAGAUACAAUGCAGCCUGACAUAUUACAAUGGCACUCACGAAAUCAAGACAGCUUUUGCUUAUGUCUUGGCCUCCACAUACUCGCUGUUUCUUACCGUCUUUUCAGCUAUGCUCCUCUGCAGGUUGGGACAACGUUGAAGCUAGGGCUAGCUUGGUGCACGAAUUUUAAUAUGCUUGUAAAUGCUAUAAUCUGAAUUAUGACAGCCGCCCUCUUGGUGAUUUUAAGCUGAAGAGAGCAAGAUGGUGCAUGUUGCCGAACCAAAAGGAAACCCAGCAAAGUUUUGCAUUUCCAAGCAUCAUCAGAACAUCCCACUUCUUCUGCUUUGCUGAUAAUUUUCUGAACGAUGAAUUCAUUUUAAACACAGCCUACGUGCUGGAAAGGCUGAUUUUAUGCAUGCUGAGUGAGUCAUAAAUCAGGAUUCGCUUCUUCUUUUCCAUUGCUAGUUCCACCUUGUGAUAACAAAGGCAUUUGUCCUUCUCCUUGUCUUGUAUCCUUCUCCAUAGCCUUGGUCAACAUUUUGAUCUCCCAGUUCUCCUAUAUGACCUACCAUUAUUAGCUUCUGCCACUUCCUCUAAUUCAGAUGAAAUCACCAGCAAUGGCAGCACACGAUGCUGUGCUGUAUGGAUUUAGUCAUUGCAUAGCAUGGAUGUAAAGCAAGGAUGGAUGGCGGCUAACAGAUUGAGGUUGAAUCCUGACAAGACAGAAGUACUGUUUUUUGGGGACAGGAGGCGGGUGGGUAUGGAGGACUUCCUGAUCCUGAAUGGGGUAACUGUGCCCCUGAAGGACCAGGUGCACAGCCUGGGAGUCAUUAUGGACUCACAGCUGUCCAUGGAGGUGCAGGCCAAUUCUGUGUCCAGGGCAGCGGUCUACCAGCUCCAUCUGGUAUGCAGGCUGAGACCCUACCUGCCCGUGGACUGUCUGGCCAGAGUGGUGCAUGCUCUAGUUAUCUCCCGCUUGGACUACUGCAAUGCGCUCUAUGUGGGGCUACCUUUGAAGGUGACCCGGAAACUACAACAAAUCCAGAAUGCGGCAGCUAGACUGGUGACUGGGAGUGGCAGCAGAGACCAUAUAACACCGGUCUUGAAAGACCUCCACUGGCUCCCAGUAUGUUUCCGAGCACAAUUCAAAGUGUUGGUGCUGACCUUUAAAGCCCUUAACGGCCUCAGCCCAGUAUACCUGAAGGAGCGUCUCCACCUCCAUCGUUCUGCCCGGACACUGAGGUCCAGCGCCAAGGGCCUUCUGGCAGUUCCCUCACUGCGAGAAGUGAGGUUACAAGGAACCAGGUAGAGGGCCUUCUCGGUAGUGGUGCUCUCCCUGUGGAACGCCCUCCCACCAGAUGUCAAAGAGAAAAACAACUACCAGACUUUUAGAAGACAUCUGAAGGCAGCCCUGUUUAGGGAAGCUUUUAAUGUUUAAUAGACUAUUGUAUUUUAAUAUUCUGUUGGAAGCUGCCCAGAGUGGCUGGGGAAACCCAGCCAAAUGGGCAGGGUAUAAAUAAUAAAUUAUAUUAUUAUUAUUACAUCUAGCAUCAAUAGCAGCCUUUUGUAGGCAUUAUUUGGGCUCCACAACUUUCGGGGUGUCCUGGUUUUUACUUUCUGAAAUAUGGCAAACCCUAGGCUUUUGGCGCAUACCUGAAUUUGUACAUUCCUCAGCUUGCCAUUUUAAAUCGGUGGUUUUGAUCCUAAAAUCUGGCGGCGUUUAUGAUACGGGUGGUGAUAAUUAACUGAGCUAGGAGAAAGAGGGUUCUACUUUUUCUUUUUUGGUAAGCAUUUGAAGGUGUACCAGGGUCUCCCUGCCAGUUCCAGCUCCGCUUCUUCUGCAGAAUAAUCCUUCCACACUCUCUUGGCGCCUGCUGCCAGCCUGCCUGCCCCUGCAAGGAUUGUGGCAGCCCUUGCAAACUUGAUCUGAUUUAUAACAGGUGUCCUAAUGCCAGAGGGCAGUUGGUGCCCUGUCUAUAACAGGCUACCUGUUGCAGCAGCUCCCUGGCUUUAUAUUUCGUCUCUCCCGUUUUUUCCACCUGGCCUUUGCUCUGGCAGGGAGAGGGGGCCAGGAGGAGCGCAUUGGCCUAUGUCGAAACCGGACCUGGCUGUGUGUCCUGCCCUGCCCCCGUCCCCGGUCCCCUUUAACUGUGCCAAAAACCUCCUUGCAGAUUUUGGCGCCUGCCAACACCACCGAGCCCCUUUGAAUAAGGUACAGGAGACCAGGUUUCCCUCUUGCCCCCUGCUGGGGACUUUUCUGCUCUCCCGGCCUGCCCAUCCCCCUUUGCAGAGGAAGGAAGCCUUGGCCACAAUAGGACUUUGUUUGCCUGUAUCUUACUCAGCAAUGUGCUUGUGCAAUUCUGCACAGCCCCGGAGCCCAGUGCUAAGGUCGGCUGAGGAUACAGGAACCCGUUCAGCUGCUGCAGCUUGCGGUGUGUGCGGUGGGGGUGGGGGUGGCUAGCCAGACAGACUGUGGCCUGGGAGGGGCAGCAACCCAGACGAGGCAGCCUGGGAAAAUUGCAGAUUAAUAAUUCGCUCCCUUGUGUGGUUGGGGAAAUGGGAAGGGCAACGCUACUGUGCAUUUUCCCCCAAUCUCUCUCUGGACUGGCCUCUUGCUUUUGUGUGAGCACACACACACACACACAAUAUAAUAAUGUGCGGCAGAGGGUGUUGUUCCGGCUUUUGAAACCCCCCCAGUCUUAAAAGCCUUCCAACCUGUCUUCUAACGCAGGUGGCGUGUGGGUUAAACCACAGAGCCUAGGACUUGCCGAUCAGAAGGUCGGUGGUUCGAAUCCCCGCAACGGGGUGAGCUCCCGUUGCUCGGUCCCUGCUCCUGCCAACCUAGUGUGGCAAGGCCACCUGGAAGAGUUUUACCUUUACAUUUUCUGUAUAACCAUGUAUCCCAAUAAUGCUUAAAUUGUUAAGGCUAGAAUCUUAGGAUUCUAAAUCUUAGGAAUCCAAAAAUCUUAGGAAUCCAAAGUCUCUCUCUGCCCUGUUCGAAAGCACGUCAAAGUGCAAGUAGAUAAAUAGGUACCACUCCGGCGGGAAGGUAAACGGCGUUUCUGUGCGCUGCUCUGGUUCGCCAGAAGCAGCUUAGUCAUGCUGGCCACAUGACCCGAAGCUGUACGCCGUCUCCCUCGGCCAAUAAAGUGAGAUGAGCGCUGCAACCCCAGAGUCAGCCACGACUGGACCUAAUGGUUAGGGGUCCCCUUACCUUUAACAUGUCUCCUUAUCCAAAUCACAUGCAAAGCGUAGCUUUGUUUUCUUGUGUCCUGAUCAGUGUGUCUCUCCCCGCUUUGCUUUUCAGGGAGCUCCCUUGCAGGUGAACGUCACUCAGCCCAGUCGGACCAGCAGCGGUUCCGAAAGGUGAGCAGCGAAGGGUUGUGGGGCAGCUCGGUCAGUAGAGCACAAGGCUCUGAAUCUCGGUUGUGGGUUUGAUUUCCACGUUGGUCAAAAGAUUACUUCAUUGCAUGGGGUUGGGCCUGUAAUAAACAAAAAUCUGCCCUUGUUCCCCAUAAGGGAAUAAGGGCAGAUUUUUAUGACCCUUGCGGUCCCUACAAACUCUACAAUUCUGAUUCAGUUUGGGGCAUGGCACUCAAAUAGGCAAAUGUGUUAUUGUGCGUGGGGUAGCUGUUCAUGUCAGAAUUCUGGCUCCUGUCAGCAGAAACCUGUAGGAUCCUGCAACUAAUGUGAUUGGCUUAGGCCCUGACACUUAUUCUUUUUAAUAAUAAUAAUAAUAAUAAUAAUUUUUAAAAAAAGACCUAUUUGCUCAACUAGAUCUUUUCCCCACUCCCGUGCCUGCAAUCUAAGUAAGAACCCUUGCCCAUCAAAGGCCAAUAACUGCCUGCCCCUUCUGUUUGUUGCCAACUUAUUCCCUUCUUCUUCGAUGCUGUCAUCAGGCUCCACCUUUGGCCAAAAGCAAAAUACUGGAAAGGCAUUAGUGAAUACAGUUUUUUAAAAAAUCCCUACGGCUGAAUCCUGCCUCCGUAACAAGCCACCUUGCUUCAAAGUCCUACCUUCUGAUUUGGGAUGUGCAGUGGUUUGCAGCAGUAGCUACGUGCUAAGGGAGGAUCACACACUGCAUGUGAUUUUCUUGUUGCAUGUUAAAAAAAACAACAGUCCUGGGACUUGGUCCUGUCUCAAAUUAGCAUAUGACUGGGGGUUCCUACUAACUUAGAUUGCAGGCGUAGGAGUGGGGGAAAGAUCAUCCUAGUUGCCCAAAUAAGUAUUUAAUUUUUAAAAAAGAAUAAGUGGCAGGGCCUAAGCUUGCCUAGAAAACACCACCCUCUCCCCUGAAAUUAUUCCCUCUGAUUUCAGAUAUGUGGGGGCGGCUGUGUGGGGAGAACACUUUGUACAUGUUCAGAUGCACUCUGAUCCCAGGUUCAGUUGCUGAUAUCUUCAAGUAGGACUAGGGAGAGAAACCCAACCUGAAACUCUGGAGAACCGCUGCAAGUCAUUGUAGAUUAUUAUUAUUCAUUUAUUUCAUUUUUAUACUGCUUUAUAUUUUUAAGAAAAAUCUCAAAGCGGUUUACUUCAUAUUAAACAUCAAUAAAACAAUCCAGAAUCAAACAUUUCUGAAGAAGGUACACAGUCAAAGCAACACAAUUAACAGGAAACCAAAAUACCAUCUCAAAGAUUUCAAAAUAAAACAUUACAAAGGAGGUCAACUACAGAAUACAUAUUUAACACAAAGUUAACGGGGAAAAAACAAAAAUCUUAAAACAUUUCAAAAGAAAACAUUGCUGAGUGAAGUCAAAUAUAAAAUGCACAUUUAAAACAGCAUAAUUAACAAGAGAAUAAAAUAUUAUCAUAAGCAUGACACGGCUGCUGGGCAGGCACAAAAAGAUGGGGCAAAAGGACCCAAUAAUUAGGAUUUGUUGUCAGGCAUCGCGAUGUAGAUGACACUGAGCUAAACAGACCAAUUUCCUGAGACACUGAAAACCUAAGAGUUCAACCCGCAUUUGGGGGGCAUUCCUCCUGGGCCUUAAACUAAUGCAUCCCAAGAGUGCCUUGUUUUGUUCAUUUUUGGAAGGUUUCUCAAUUCUUUCUCAACUAGAGAGCAACUGGGGGAGAGAGAGAGGAGAAGCGAUUGUGGGAAGAAUUCUGUCUGGUGACCCACACUCCUCCCGCCCCGCUUGCAAGCUAAUGGUUCCCAGCUGGGGUCAGGCCUAGCGAGGGCGCCUGGAGGAAAGGGACUCCAGCAUCUUCCUCUGUUGCAAGACAGGGCCUGGGAAAAGGCCGAGGGGAACAGAGGACCGUGUGUGAAGCUGAGAGCUCUGGGGUUCGUCCUCCGCAGAGCGAGUGUCUGAACAUAGCUGUGGCUGAGUGCCUGGGGAAAACAGAAAGGAAAAGGGGCGAGUGAUGUCUUUUGGGAGGGGGUUGAAAACAUCUAGGUGGCAGUGGACUCAUAUAUAUACAUAUAUAUAUAUAUAUAUAUAUAUAUAUAUAUAUAUAUUCCAGAAUGCGGCAGCUAGACUGUUGACUGGGAGUGGCCGUCGAGACCACAUAACACCGGUCUUGAAAGACCUACAUUGGCUCCCAGUACAUUUCUGAACACAAUUCAAAGUGUUGGUGCUGACCUUUAAAGCCCUAAAUGGCCUCGGUCCAGUAUAUCUGAAGAAGCAUCUCCACCCCCAUCGUUCUGCCCGGACACUGAGGUCCAGUGCCGAGGGCCUUCUGGAGGUUCCCUCACUGCGAGAAGCGAAGCUACAGGGAACCAGGAAGAGGGCCUUCUCGGUAGUGGCGCCUGCCCUGUAGAACGCCCUCCCACCAGAUGUCAAAGAGAACAACAACUACCAGACUUUUAGAAGACAUAUGAAAGCAGCCCUGUUUAGGGAAGCUUUUAAUGUUUGAUGUAUUACAGUAUUUUAAUAUUUUUUUGGAAGCCGCCCAGAGUGGCUGAGGAAGCCCAGCCAGAUGGCCGGGGUAUAAACAAUAAAUAAUAAUUAUUAUUAUUAAUUGUAGAGUUGGGACCACACGGGUCAUUUAAUCCACCCCCUGCAGUGCAGGAAUCUUUUUGCCCGACGUGGGGCUCAAACCCACAACUCUGAAAUUCCGAGUCUCGAGCUAGGCGUUUGGAUGACGGACAACAGGAGGUGCCUGAGAUGGGUGCCUCUCAAUCUGCACUCGAACCCCAGGACCUGUUCUCAUUACCAGGGCGAUCAAAGUGGUCAGCGAAGAAGAGUGAGCAAGUGCAGGCGUUGAUUUUUCUCAUCAUGGUACCACGUACUUCCGGGUUAAAGGCUGUGGGCUUGGCUGGCAGCACCUCUUGUCUUGGUUGGGGAGCUUUUCUUUCUACCUGAGCUCACCUGGCAGGCUAUCAGGGUGCCAGUAUGUUUCCGAGCACAAUUCAAAGUGUUGGUGCUGACCUUUAAAGCCCUAAACUGCCUCAGCCCAGUAUAUCUGACGGAUCAUCUCCACCUCCAUUGUUCAGCCCGGACACUGAGGUCCAGCUCCGAGGGCCUUCUGGCAGUUCCCUCAUUGCGAGAAGUAAGAUUACAGGGAACCAGGCAGAGGGCCUUCUUGGUGGUGGCCCUCCCACCAGAUGUCAAGGCAAUAAACAACUAUUUUACUUUUAAAAGACAACUGAAGGUGGCCCUGUUUAGGGAGGUUUUUAAUGUCUGACGCUGUAUUGUUUUUAAUAUUCGGUUGGAAGCCGCCCAGAGUGGCUGGGGAAACCCAGCCAGAUGGGCUGGGUAUAAAUAAUAAAUUAUUAUUAUUAUCUUGGGUGGGGCCGAAGCCAGUGGUGGAUGUGGCCAGGCCCAAAACGUAGAUGGGCCCUCUCUCUUUCCCUCUUAUUCUCCACUUUGCAAUCUGCUAUGGGAGGGACUGGUCACUCUUGCCAGAAGCCUAAAACUGGCCUUCAAAGUUAGCCCAACUCCUGCUAUUUGCCUGCCCUUGUCUAGGAGUUACUGGGAGUCUUGGUUUGCCUGUUUUCCAUCUCCCUUGUGGGGGGGGCCAAUCUACCUCCCUCUGAUCAUGGAGGGCCCUCCCUCUAAGCCCCAAAUGGAAUCAUAAGUGCUUGUUCCGUAUUAACUAAUGAUAGUACCCCUGAGCACCUGAAAUGGAGUUUAGAGUCACCCCCCCAAGAAGGAGAAUAUUGUAUAUCCCGGACCCAUGGAAGUGUACAAAUGGGAAAUAGCACUUGCAAGUGGACCCUAUGCAUGGGAUGGAGUCAAAAUUCAGAGAUGGCGGUGGGUGGAUAAGGCUGGAAAUCGCUUAACUAUUUUGCACAUUUUGGAGCAGUCCUGGCGACACUGGGGUGGGGGAAAUGCAAAUAUGCAAGUCAGAGGCAAAAAUAAAUAAAUAAAAUAAAUGUGGGGCUGGACUCCCUUCAUAGAGAGGGUUGCAGAAUUUAGGGGUGGGGUGGGGGGCAAGCCCUUCCCUUCCUCUUUUGUUGCCCCCCCAUUUCCCCAAAUGCACACACUGUUCCCUCGGACAAUCCAGCCGGCAUCCUCUCCUCUCCUGAGCUCCUUCGUUUCCCAAAUUCUUGGCAGCCUUUCUAUAUAAACAGCUUAUUUUUAGCCGGAGGUUAACAGUGCAAGAGCUGGCGGCCCACUUUCCCACAGCCGUGGAGGGAAGUGGGUGUGGGGCCGCGUCCGAGGAAGAGGAGGAAAAGCGGUGGGGACGGGUGCUAGAAUGUGCGUAGGCCGCAGUUUGGGGUUCUGUGGGGAGGGAGGCGAGGAAACAUGGGAGCAGGCAGUUUUCAAGCCCUGAGCCCCACCUUUAGCUGAACAUUCGCAAUUUUGGGGCUGUGUUUUAAUUUUUGACCAUAUACUGUAUUUUUCGCUCCAUAAGACGCACUUUUCCCCUCUUAAAAUCUAAGGGGAAAUGUCUGUGCGUCUUAUGGAGCGAAUGUGUGGUCCCUGGGGCUGGGGGGGGGGACCCGGGCUUCCCUCGCCAGCCCCGACCUGCUAUUUGGGGCUGGCGGUGGCUUUCCACCUUUGGGUCGAGCAGCUCUGGGGUAGCCCGCAAAGCCUCCGCAGGGCAGCGGGGAGCCUUCAUCCCACUGCCCUGGGGAGGCUUCGCGUGGCUAUUCCUGGCUUUUGCGGGAGGUGGGGGAAGGGACAGAGCAAGGCUCUCUCACUUCCCCCACCUCCCGCAAAAGCCCUCAAGAGCCGCAUUUUUUUCUCUUGAAUCCCCCCCCCCCCAGGUAGGUGCCCCUUAUGGUCAGGUGUGCUUUACGGUCAGGUGUGCCUUAUGGAGCGAAAAAUACGGUAGGUUGCGAACUCACUUUAGUUCCAGCUGAAAUGCAGUUUUUUUUUUACUCCCCACCCACCAGUUGGAGACCAGGCCUCCGGGGAUGGGUCACACUCAGGGUGGAUUUGAUUUAAAUCACAAUUUUAAUCACUAGUCAGUAAGACUUGAUUUAAAUUAUAUUUUUUUAUAGAAAGACUCAUUCUUGCUGGUAUAAUCUUAAUAUUUACAACCAGAUGGAGGUUUCAUUUUUGGAAGAAUAAAUUUUCAGAGUAGUUUUUGCAGUUGCAUCAAAAAUUACUGAUGUGGUUAUGCUAUUAGAAAUACAUAGAUAAUGAUGAAAUUAUUGUGAGGUUUAAUAAGCUAACUGUUUGGACAACUUUUCUGCUGUACUUUAUUGGAAGGAGGAAAACAAUCAUUUCCUUAACAACAAUUUAAACAAUUUAUUUAACUAAAACAACAACAUUAUAGCGUAUGUAUCCAUGUUUGUUAACUGAUGUGGUUAAACAAUAAAAACAGACUGAGUUUUAGCACACAUGAAAAACUUAAAAACAAAUCCUUAUUUCCUGAUGAAUAGCUUUUGGACUAUAAUGUAGCUUAAAUAGAAAACUAGAAAUAUUUUUUCUCCAAAAGCAUUUUAUUUAAAAAAUCCAAUUUAAAUAAAAAUAAUCCAGUUUAAAAAUCUGAUAUAUAAAAGUUGAUUUUUAUCCACCCUGGUCACACUAGGGCCUCAGGUUGAUGCUUCCAUCUCUUUAGCUCAGAGGUGCAUAAAGCACUGAAGUAAAGCAAAUGUGGCCCUUCAAGGCUCUCUGUUUGGCCCUCAGCACCUCCCCCUUGCAGCCACACCCUGUCUCUCCAGAUCACAGUCCUCACCAGCCCCAGAAUAUUGCCUGACUAGAAUAUUUCCUUGCACUCAGAGGGGCAUAGAAACUAGCCUACGUGGAAAGGUUUGAGCGUUUGCAUUUGUUGCUCCACCCACUUUUGCCUGCGGCCCCCAGAAGCUUGCUGAGAGGGGAAUGCGGCCCUCGAGCUCAGCGAGGCCCUGCUUGACCCGCUCUGUUGUCCCGCAGGUCUCUGCCAGUGUCCGAAGAAACACACAGUCUUAUCACGGAGAAGAAGAGCGGGAGACUGCAAGGAGAACCCGAUGCUAUCGUGAAAGGUGGGUUCUUAACGCAGCGCGACUCCCUGAGCAGAAUCGGGGCUCCUUGGUUUUGCUUGGGUUUUCAUUAUUCCUGCCUCUGGGAAAGGGUGGCUGACGCUGCCCAGCCUUUUUGAGCAGGGUGGUUCCCAGUCAUUUGGAGGAGUGGCAGCGUUUGUGUCGAAGGGGUGAAAAGCGUGGUACUUGCAUUACAAGUUGCGCUAAAUUAAAGAGCAGCCACAAAGCGUUUAGGGGACGCGCGUGGCACUGUGGGUUAAACCACAGAGCCUAGGACUUGCCAAUCAGAAGGUCGGCGGUUCGAAUCCCCGCGACAGGGAGAGCUCCCGUUGCUCGGUCCCUGCUCCUCCCAACCUAGCAGUUCGAAAGCACGUCAAAGUGCAAGUAGAUAAAUAGGUACCACUCCGGCGGGAAGGUAAACGGCAUUUCCGUGCACUGCUCUGGUUCGCCAGAAGUGGCUUAGUCAUACUGGCCACAUGACCCGGAAGCUGUACGCCGGCUCCCUCGGCCAAUGAAGCGAGAUGAGCGCCGCAACCUCAGAGUCGGCCGCGUGUGGACCUAACGGUCAGGGGUCCCUUUACCUUUUUACUAUUCCUUCUCCUACAUAAAUGGGCUCCCUUCCCAGGUUGACCAGCCCUAUCUGCCCCACCUGUAGAAGCAGAAAGAGAGCCAACGUGUUCUUGGGGUGGGGGUCAACCUGAGCACAGGCUCCACCUCACCAUCUUUCUAUUGCCUCUUCCAGGCUGGCUGCAACGGGACGUCCGGGGAGGUAUAAAGACCCCUUGGCUGCGUCCUCGCAAGUACUGGUUUGUGCUGACGGAGGAUUCCCUCGACUACUAUAGCGGGUGUGAGGUGACGGCCCGGUGCCUUGGUUCGCUCGUCCUCACCAGUCUCUGUUCUGUGCUUUGGCCUGACAAGCAGACCUACAAGGAGACAGGUAAAGAAUGUGGGCCUGUGCCUGGCUGUGGAGUGCUUGGGUAUCGAGUCUUUUAGCACAGGGUUGGAGAACCUCAGAUCCAAAUGUGGCCCUCUGAACCUUUUCCUCCGGCCCUUGGAAUUCUCCUCAGACCACGGCCUCUUCAACUUGGGGGGUGGGGUAGGAACCAACAACGUUUCUGUCCGGAUUUUCAUUUUUUGAAAUAUGACAACCCGACUGGAAUGUGACCUUGAUCUGUAGCAAUGCCUCUAGCUUAUUUGGGUGGAUGGGUGGGUGUUACGUGUAGAAACCGGGUUUUUGUGUGCAUUUUGUGCGGCUGGAGUGCAGCCUUCUGUACAAAGGGAAGAAUCGUGGCUAUUGCUCUGGCCGUGUUUGUGUCUGCCCAGCCCAUUGCUGGCACCCCUGGCCCAUGAGGAAAUGUGGCCUUUGAGCCGAAGGAGGUUCCCAACUCCUGUUUCAGCUUUCUUUGAUUGAUUGAUUCAUUCAUUCAUUAUAUGCUGCCCAUCAGACUGGGUUGCCGCAGCCACUCUGGGUGGUUUCCGGCAAAUGAAAACAUCAAACACAGUUAAGACGUCAAACAUUAAAAACUUCCCUAUGCAGGGCUGCCUUCGCAUGCUUCCUAAAAGUCAGAUAGUCGCUUAUUUCCUUGACAUUUGAGGGCACCACGUUCCACAGGGUGGGCGCAACGAAUGAGAAGACCCUUUUGCUGUUCGCUACCUCGGUCUCAAAGCUGCUUUUUUGCAAUAGAAAUACAUUGCAUGCAAAAUGUAAAAGCAUAAAUUAAACCACAGAACCUUGGGGAUCUUUAAAAUAUGGAAAAACUUAAAGGGAAAGCAUCAGGAAAUUUUAAACUUCGGAGAAGUGUUCAUGAGACAAUGGGCUCCUAAGUUUGAAAGGAUAGAUAUAGAUAGAAAAGCAAAGCCUCUCUAUGACCUGUGUGUGCCUGUCAUGGGGAAUCAAAAGCCUUUUCUCUUCCUACUUCCCUCAUUUCUGUGUUCCUUUCAGGGCUAUAUCUGCUACUAAUGCUAAUAGAUAGGGACGCGGGUGGUGCUGUGGUCUAAACCACAGAGCUUAGGCCUUGCCGAUCAGAAGGUCGGCGGUUCGAAUCCCCGUGAUGGGAUGAGCUCCCAUUGCUCGGUCCCUGCUCCUGCCAACCUAGCAGUUCGAAAGCACGUCAAAGUGCAAGUAGAUAAAUAGGUACCGCUCCGGCGGGAAGGUAAACAGCGUUUCCAUGCGCUGCUCUGGUUCGCCAGAAGCAGCUUAGUCAUGCUGGCCACAUGACCCGGAAGCUGUACGCCUGCUCCCUCGGCCAAUAAAGCGAGAUGAGCGCGCAACCCCAGAGUCGUCCGCGACUGGACCUAACGGUCAGGGAUCCCUUUACCCUUUACUAGUAUAUUUAUACCUGUGUAUAUGGAAUGCGGGUGGCGCUGUGGGUAAAACCUCAGCGCCUAGGACUUGCCAUCGUCAGGUCAGCGGUUUGAAUCCCCGCGGCGGGGUGUGCUCCCGUUGCUCGGUCCCAGCGCCUGCCAACCUAGCAGUUCGAAAGCACCUUUGGGUGCAAGUAGAUAAAUAGGGACCGCUUACCAGCAGGAAGGUAAACGGCGUUCCGUGUGCUGCGCUGGCUCGCCAGAUGCAGCUUGUCACGCUGGCCACGUGACCCGGAAGUGUCUGCGGACAGCGCUGGCUCCCGGCCUAUAGAGUGAGAUGAGCGCACAAUCCUAGAGUCUGGAAGACUGGCCCGUACGGGCAGGGGUACCUUUACCUUUACUAGCGGGAAGGUAAAUGGUGUUUCCGUGUGCUGCGCUGGCUCGCCAGAUGCAGCUUGUCACGCUGGCCACGUGACCCGGAAGUGUCUUCGUACAGCGCUGGCCCCCGGCCUCUUAAGCGAGAUGGGCGCGCAACCCCAGAGUCGGACACGACUGGCCCGUACGGGCAGGGGUACCUUUACCUUUACCUUACCUGUGUAUACGUGUGUGUGUGUGUGUGUGUUUCUAUUAAUCACAUGCUGAUACUCCCUUCUGUCUCCCUUCUUCGCAGGAUACUGGGCAGUGACUGUUUUUGGCAGAAAGCACUGCUACCGCCUCUACACAGAGCACUUAAACGAAGCUGUGCAUUGGGUUUGCGCCCUUCAGAAGGUCAUAAUCAGCAAGCCCCCCGUGCAGACCCCGACGCAGCUCCUCAUGUGUGACAUUGAGGUGAGUGGGGGGGGCAGGAAGGGAAUGGGUGUGAUGCAAGGGCCAGGACACACCCGCUGAGGCUGCAAAUGGGCCAAGCCACGCUCCCGUCAGGCAGCAAAGGAGCUGGGAAGCCCUUGGAGCUGAGAGAGCAGUUGCAGAAAUGCAUAAUGAGUGCACCCGGCGGUUUCCUCCCUUAAAUGAAGGGAGCGGCAACUGCACACAAGGCAUUUCUCACUCCUUUAAGGUCAUGCUGCUGGUUUGGGCUGCCGUUUCUGCAGGCUUUAAUUCUUAUUCAUAACUGCUUUAAGAGCGUCUGCAAUGUUACAGGCUUGACGGGUUGUUUAAACAUCUUUUUUAUAAUUAUUAUUUUUCCUGCCGGCUCACCUCUGUUGUAAAAUAAUUUUUAUUUGAUUUUAGAAAAUAUAUGAAAGUCAAUUAAAAAUCCAUAUACAGUGGUACCUCGGGUUACAUACGCUUCAGGUUAAAGAUGCUUCAGGUUACAUACGCUUCAGGUUACAGACUCCGCUAACCCAGAAAUAGUGCUUCAGGUUAAGAACUUUGCUUCAGGAUGAGAACAGAAAUUGCGCAGCAGCAGGAGGCCCCAUUAGCUAAAGUGGUGCUUCAGGUUAAGAACAGUUUCAGGUUAAGAACGGACCUCCGGAACGAAUUAAGUACUUAACCUGAGGUACCACUGUAAAGAGAUUGCUCUAAAUCUCACGACUCCCCCUCCACCAUCCCCUCUAUGGGUCCUAAUGCCAAUAUUUACACCUGCAUAUCAAUCCAUUACCCACAUUUUUUAUCCAUCUAAAUCAGGCAUCCUCAACCUUUGGCCCUCCAGAUGUUUUGGACUACAAUUCCCAUCAUCCCUGACCACUGGUCCUGUUAGUUAGGGAUCAUGGGAGUUGUAGGCCAAAACAUCUGGAGGGCCUCAGGUUGGGGAUGCCUGAUCUAAAUUGUCCAUAGUUUCUGUUGCCUUUCAAGUGUGAUUAAAAUCCUGAUAAUGUUUUCACCUGUUUACAAUGGUCUCCCAAAUAAAUUAUAAAUUUUCCCCAUUCUUUUUUUAAAGUUCUUGUCCUCUUGGUUCCUGAGCUUUCCACUUAAUUUUGCCAUUUCAGUAUAGUCCCAUCAACUUGGUUUGCCAUUGUUCCCUGGUCAGGAUUGUUUCUUUCUUCCAUCUCUGGACAAAUAACAUAAACAUAUUAUUUAUAAUUAACAACAACAACAACAAUUUAUUGUUUAUACUCCGCCCAUCUGGCUGGGUUUCCCCAGCCACUCUGGGCGGCUUCCAACCGAAUAUUAAAAACAAUACAGCGUCAGACAUUAAAAACUUCCCUAAACAGGGCCUAAAUUUAACGAUCUAAGCCUCGGGGCAAGGGGCUGGUUUCUGUCAGAGAGGCGAGGCCUAUGCUAAUUAAAUAACGACCAAUUAAUAUUGUUGCGGGUAGGAGUGGAGAGCUAGGCCCGUUCCUUAUUGCUGACGUGCCCAAAAGUGUUAAGUUGCAGCGUCUGCCCUGAGGAUUUGCAAUGUGAAAUACAAACAGGUUUCGUGCCCAGAGCCCAGGCGCACCUGGUUAGCCACCUUUGGCGAGGGCAGCCCCUUCAUGGUGGCAGCAGGUAUUUGCACGCAGGUUUCCUAAAGCAGCUCUUCUGGGAAGGUGCUCUUGUCGACACCGCAGCAGUUCCCAGACUAGAAUCAGUAGCUCUAGAAAUUCUGCAGGCAGAAAAAUGGCUCAACUGACAAAUAGGUUAAGGGGAAAUACAAAACAAUCAUUUACUCAAAAAAUGGGAUAUGUUCAAGAAAUACCUACAAAAAUAUAAUAACAAUAUAACAUCUAUGGUAGUGUUUGAAUGACCCUUGUGUAAGGUAAAGGUAAAGGGACCCCUGACCAUUAGGUCCAGUCAUGGCCGACUCUGGGGUUGCGGCACUCAUCUCGCUUUAUUGGCCAAGGGAGCUGGCGUACAGCUUCCGGGUCAUGUGGCCAGCAUGACUAAGCCGCUUCUGGCAAACCAGAGCAGCGCACGGAAACGCUGUUUACCUUCCCGCCGGAGCGGUACCUAUUUAUCUACUUGCCCUUUGACGUGCUUUCGAACUGCUAGGUUGGCAGGAGCAGGGACCGAGCAACGGGAGCUCAUCCCAUCGCAGGGAUUCGAACCGCCGACCUUCUGAUCGGCAAGUCCUAGGCUCUGGUUUAACCCACAGCGCCACCCGCGUCCCUUUGUGUAAAUUAAAUAUUAAUAAAUUACAAAAAAUGGUACGAUACGUUACAAGAAAGUAUUAGAAAAUAUAUUAAGAGUAAGGUAAUAAGUAUAAGUACAUUCAAUAUUGUAAAUGUAAAGUACAUCAGGAAAUGAUGGGAAGUCUAUAGUUUAGUUUAUUUGAUUCUACUUUGGUUUAUUUUUGUUUAGUUAGAAAGUAAAAUAAAAGAGCACGUAUAAGCAUAAAUAUUUAAUGGUAAAAUCAUUUAAGGUUAUUAUUAUUAUCAUCAUCAUCAUCACUAUUACCUUUGUAUGUGAAUAUAAGAUCAUGUAUGAUAUCCAUGGAUUUCAGUAAAGAAGAUAAUAAUAAUAAUAAUAAUAAUAAUAAUAAUAAUAAUAAUAGAAAUUCUUCGGGCAGAGUGGACCUGUAAGUCAGCAAAAGCCUUCUGGGAAAUGAUUUAUAGUGAGCUAAAAAAAUGUUUAAAAUAACUUUCAUUAAAAAACCAAAGGCUUUUCUAUUAGGUAUAGUAGCAGAAGAGAUAGCGAAAGAGGGAAAAGGUCCUAUUUAUGUACGCGGUGAUAGCGGCAAGAAUGUUAUAUGCCCAGGGAUGGAAGGAAGGAAGGAAGAACCCCAUCAAAAGAAUAUUGAAUAUUGAAACUGAUGGAUUAUGCCGAAAUGGCAAAACUGACCGGGAAGAUUAUAUACACCAAGAGCACAAAAAAAUUAGAAAUGAAUGGAUUAACUUUAUAAGAAUAUAUGAAGGAGCAUUGCAAACAUUUAAAAACCUUAGCAGGAUUGGAUUAGCACUUGUAAUAUAAUUUGAUAAAGGGUAUUGAAAAAGGAGACCUAAUAGAUUGGAUAAAAGUAUUUAGUCACAGAAAAUAAAAGAGAUAAUUACUGGAAACCGGGGAGAGGAGUGGGGGGAAGUCCGGGGGUCAGAAGAACCCCUAUAAAAAUAUUGAAUUUGUUAUUGAUUCAUGCAAUUCGCUUUUUUUCUUUCUCCUCAUCCCAGGAGAACCGUAACAGCCCAGAAAUCCUGGAUCAGAUUUAUCAAAAUAACCCCAUCCUGUGCUACACGGCUGGCCCAAUCUACGCGCCUCUGCUACCCUUCCCGUAUGCAGGUGGGUGACCGCUUCCUUGCACGUGGGUCAGCAUUGUCCUAAAAUUGAUGGCUUCAGUCCUUGGGCACCACGUGCCGUUGGCUGUACAAUCCCAAGCAGUUCAGCAAUUGGUGGUACGUGUCUCAGGACCGCAAUACCUCAAGGACCGCCUCUUCCCAUAUGAACCUACCCGGUCCCUGAGUUCAUCUUCUGAGGCCCUCCUUCGUGUGUCUCCUCCUCGAGAGGUCCAGAGGGUGGCAACACGAGAACGGGCCUUUUCUGCAGUGGCUCCCCAUCUGUGGAACGCUCUCCCCAGGGAAGUUCGUCUGGCGCCUUCAUUAUACACCUUUAGGUGCUAGGCAAAAAGUUCCUUUUUAACCAGGCCUUUGGUUGAUCUUGGACGUGGGUGGCGCUGUGGGUUAAACCACAGAGCAUAGGACUUGCCGAUCAGAAGGUUGGUGGUUCGAAUCCCCGCAAUGGGGUGAGCUCCCGUUGCUAGGUCCCUGCUCCUGCCAACCUAGCAGUUCGAAAGCACAUCAAAGUGCAAGUAGAUAAAUAGGUACCGCUCCGGCCGGAAGGUAAACGCCGUUUCCGUGCGCUGCUCUGGUUCGUCAGAAGUGGCUUAGUCAUGCUGGCCACAUGACCCGGAAGCUGUACGCCGGCUCCCUCGGCCAAUAAAGCAAGAUGAGCGCCGCAACCCCAGAGUCGGCCACAACUGGACCUAAUGGUCAGGGGUCCCUUUAGCUUUAUCUUUUUUGGUUGAUCUUAUUGACAUCCAAUACCCUUUUAGUAUGUGGCUCGUUUUUUGGGUUUUUUAUUGGGCUAUUGUUUUUAAUUUGAUUUUAUAUACAGUAGUGGUACCUUGGUUCUCAAACUUAACCCGUAUCGGAAGUCCGUUCCGAAACCAAAGCGCUCCAAAACCAAGGCGUGCUUUCCCAUAGAAAGUAAGGCAAAAUGGAUUAAUCCGUUCCAGACUUUUAAAAACAACGCCUGAAACAGCAAUUUAACAUGAAUUUUACCAUCUAACGAGACCCUUGAUCUGUGAAAUGAAAGCAGUAAACAAUGUACUGCAGUCACUCACUCAAUCAAUCAUUAGCUGAACUGGGUUCCUCACAGUCACAAAAACAAAACAAAAAGAGCCGCAAAAACAAAAACACAAAAUGAAUAGCAAAAACAGACAGACCUCAGCGUAACACUCAAAACGGAAGUGUGGCCCUCGAAUCGGAAGCGUAACACUCAAAAUGGAGCACGUUCGGCUUCCGAAAAAAGUUCGCAAACCGGAACACUUACUUCCGGUUUUGCAGUGUUUGGGUUCCAAGUUGUUUGAGAACCAAGGUGUUUGAGAACCAAGGUACCACUAUUACCAUUUUCUUUGUGAACCGCCCUGAGACCUCUGGGUAUAGGGCGGUGUCUAAAUCCAAUAACCGAUAAUGGAUUCUGAGUGCAUAGCUUAUUUCUCCCUGUGUCUCUGCAGCUCCCGGUGGCCAGGGCUACGCGGGGAUCCGUGACGAAGCUGUCAAGCUGUUCCACUCGCUGCAGCAGCUGGAGGGGCUGCGGGAGCCAGCCCUUCUCAUGCAGGGGGUGUUGCAGACGUGCCACGACCUCCCCGCCCUGGUGGACGAGAUCUACUGCCAGCUGGUGAAGCAGACCACAGAGCCCCCAGCGCCGGGUGCAGCCGCGGACCUGCGAUACUGGCAGCUGCUUGCUUGCAUGAGCUGCACCUUCAGGCCGUCGCUUCCUGUCCUGUGCUACUUGCAGCUGCACCUCCAGCGGUGAGCCCUGGGGCAAAGGGAAAUCGGGGUGCGUGUGUGUAUGGGGUGCGUGUAUUGCCUUGCUCACCGUGAUCAGGCAGAGAGGCCAGAGAUGAUGGAAUCGUGGAGUUGGAAAGGACUCAGGGUUCAUCUAGUUCAACCCCCUGCAAUGCAGGAAACUUUUCCCCCCCUCAAAUUUUUUAAAUUGAUUUUCCAAAAAUUUUAAGCAAACAAACAAACAUACAUUUUAAUUGUAUUUUAUCCAAUCUUAGUAACAUUGUUAAGUGACUUCCUCAAAUCCCCCUGGCUGAAUUUCAGUGUAUAUCAUUGUAACAGUUUUCCAAAACCAAUUUUCUCAUUGUUGUUGUUUAGUCGUUAAGUCGUGUCCAACUCUUCGUGACCCCCUGGACCAGAGCACGCCUGGCACUCCUGUCUUCCACUGCCUCCCGCAGUUUGGUCAAACUCAUGCUGGUAGCUUCGAGAACACUGUCCAACCAUCUCAUCCUCUGUCGUCCCCUUCUCCUUGUGUCCUCCAUCUUUCCCAACAUCAGGGUCUUUUCCAGGGAGUCUUCUCUUCUCAUGAGGUGGCCAAAGUGUUGGAGCCUCAGCUUCAGGAUCUGUCCUUCCAGUGAGCGCUCAGGGCUGAUUUCCUUCAGAAGGGAUAGGUUUGAUCUUCUUGCAGUCCAUGGGACUCUCAAGAGUCUCCUCCAGCACCAUAAUUCAAAAGCAUCCAUUCUUCGGCGAUCAGCCUUCUUUAUGGUCCAGCUCUCACUUAACAUCUUUCUUUCUUUUCAUUUUAACUUUAAACAUGUUAUUCUCUAACAUUACAUAUUUAAAUCCCAAGCCUAUCUGAUAUUUGCAAGUUUUUCCAAUUAACUUAUCUUAACAUGUUUAACUAGUCUUUGAGUUUCAUCCAUUCCUCCUGUUUGUGGAUAGGGGCGUGGAGUGCUGAGCAACGUUCUCGCGCGUGGGUUCCCUAAUCCCAGUGUUUCCCUGGUCCCAGCAGGACAGAGAACCAGUUCCCAGACUCGGAGGCGACUUGGUAUGGACGCUUCAUCGCAGAGGCCCUUCACAAGACCAAGGGGCGAGAGUGCGUCCCUUCGCUGGAGGAGAUUGCGGGGCUGAUGGGGCGCCAGGAGACCGAGUGCGGUGUGCAUUGCCCUAGCAUCGCCACCUGCCAUGUGGCCGUCACCUCCCAGACCACAGUCCAGGAGGUGAGCAGAAGCCCUGGGGCUGAAUGGCGAGGGUGGGUGGUGGGCAGGGGCCAGUUCGGGUGAAAUUCCUACCUGUGGGGCUUGCAGGUUGCCAACAGGAAGCUGCGGCUAAACUUGCGGAUGAUAUUGGUGGCGUUUACUUGGGAGAGGGGGUUUGCGGGUGGCGCUGUGGGUUAAACCACUGAGCCUAGGGCUUGCCGAUCAGAAGGUUGGCGGUUCGAAUCCCCGUGACGGGGUGAUCUUCUGUUGCUCAGUCCCUGCUCCUGCCAACAUAGCAGUUUGAAAGCACUGGUACCGCUCCGGCAGGAAGGUAAAUGGCGUUUCCGUGUGCUGCUCUGGUUCGCCAGAAGCGGCUUAGUUAUGCUGGCCACUAAUAAUAAUAAUAAUAAUAAUUCAUACCCCGCCCAUCUGGCUGGGCUUCCCCAGCCACUCUGGGCAGCUUCCAGAAAAAUAUUAAAAUACAUCAAACAUUAAAAGCUUCCCUAAACAGGGCUGCCUUCAGAUGUCUUCUAAACGUCUGGUAGUUGUUGUUCUCUUUGACAUCUGAUGGGAGGGUGUUCCACAGGGAGGGUGCCACUACCGAGAAGGCCCUCUGCCUGGUUCCCUGUAAUAUGACCCGGAAGCUGUACGCCGGCCCCCUCGGGCUAUAGAGCAAGAUGAGUGCUGCAACCCCACAGUCGUUCGCAACUGGACCUAAUGGUCAGGGGUCCCUUUACCCUUUACCUUACUUGGGAGAGAGGGGGGAGGAAGGGAAAGAAGACUUGCCUCUUUCUUUGCCAAAAGGCCCAAGCAGCCAGGAUUUCGUCUGGCAUUGCGGCGCUGGCUGCUUCCGUUCCGCGGUGCGGUUGGCGAGAGAUGAGGCAAGCUUCUUUUCCUUUUUCCUCCCACCACAGUGCACCAAUUGGGUCUCUGCACCCCUACCCUUCCGCCCCUACCCUUCCCCCCUCUCCGCCCCUCCGCAUGCUUGACACUGUCUGUCUGUCUGUGUGUGUCCCCUUUGCAGCACUGAGUGCCCUCCUGCUGGACAUGCCCAGGCCUCCUGUCACCCCCUUUGUCUCCUCGUCCCAGGUGGCCCUGGAGCUGAUGUUGCGCCUGGGGCUGGCGCAUAGCCCCAACUCAUUUGCCCUCUACGAGGAGAGCUGGCAGCAUGUGCGCCCCCUGCCGGAGGAUGCCCUGGUGGCAGAUGUUCUCACGAGGUUCGAAAGGUAAAUGACCUCCCCUCAACCCGGUACAAUUUAACUUGUGUCACAGCUGGACACGCUGGAGCCAGGAGGAGAGUUAAAGAGAGUUGGCAGCACGUUGAAAAUCCCAAGUCAAAGCGACAUCCUAGCCUUUGCAGCUCCAGAGAGGAUCUUGCAAAUAUACGGGGGAAGUGGCUUGGGAAAUGCUGGGUUGCCGGAGUAGGGAUGUGCAUGUGAUUGCAGGGGUGGGGUCUGUUUCAGCAAGCGGGAGCAAAACUCUGCAAAAAUUAAAAAUUAAAAAACCUAUAGUUAUGCAGGGCACACUUUUGAGAUGAGUACAGAAUGUAUCUGCCUUUGUGGGGAAGGAGGAGACAGUACAGUGGUACCUUGGGUUACAUACGCUUCAGGUUACAUACGCUUCAGGUUUCAGACUCCGCUAACCCAGAAAUAGUACCUCGGGUUAAGAACCUUACUUCAGGAUGAGAACAGAAAUCGUGCUCUGGCAACGCGGUGGCAGCAGGAGGCCCCAUUAGCUAAAGUGGUGCUUCAGGUUAAGAACGGACCUCCAGAACAAAUUAAGUACUUAACCCGAGGUACCACUGUAAAACCUAAGUUGUCAAACGUAAUCCGUUCCGGAAGCCCGUUCAGCAUCCAAAAUGUUCGACGACCGAGGCGCAGCUUCCAAUUGGUUGCAAGAGCUUCCCACACUCAAGCGGUAGCUGCGUCAGACAUUCGACUUCCAAAAAACAUUAAAAAACAGGAGCAUUUACUUCCAGGUUUUCGGCAUUCAGGAGCCGAAAUGCUCCAAAAAGGAGGUGUUCGGGAACCGAGGUUUGACUAUUAUCGAGCUACCAGGAAAGUUUCAGUCUUUUUCGUCUGCUCCAGUAUCUGUGGCAUAUGCGGUCAGAACAUUGGAUCAGGUUAGGGCGUUUUUGCAUGUCCCAGAACUGACGGGAUGUCUUUGCUUGCCUUGUUCUAGCUCAGCUGGGGAAGAGCCACCCAGGAAGCCCCCUGGCAGACUCUGGUUCAGGCAUUAUGGGUGUCUGAACCUGGACUGCGUCCCCUGCAACAGCCAGGAGUUUGCAGUGCUAUUUGAACAGGUAAGACGUCACGCUGACCAAGAGAACAAGCUUGCAGGUGUGGGGAGUGCUGUUGUUCCAAGCGACACACCCUCUCCCUACAAGGCCCAUUAGCUGUUCAUCUAUGGCUGUAUUGCCCAUUUGAGACGUUUCCAGCCUUGGGCUGCGUCACACUUGCAGAACCUGAAUGGAGGCUUCUCCACCGACACCUACCUCCCUUGCUUAGACCAGCUUUUCCUUAUUGACCUGCUGCCCACCUGCCUUAGUUGCCUGCUCUCUAAUUCCAAGAUCUUCCUUACCACCAGGGGAUCUCUCGCUGGAGCAUCGUCUGCUGGGCUGUGGGCUCUCCCGCCCGCGGUCAAGCAGCGAGCGGAGUGGAAGCAGUUCCCGUGCAACCAUUUCCUGGAGACAGCUUCUCUGACGGGAGUUGCCGUGUACGAACGGAAACAGAUACAGGGGACGAGGCAGCCAGAGAUCAGCCUGGCGGGCACGUGGUCGGCCUUUGGGUCUGUCCUCUGUGAUGCAGAGGUUUAUUUAUCAGGUAAGUCGUCACCCCUGCACUUCCGUAUUUCCGGGCACGACUUGAGAAGGUACAUGAUGGAGAGAACUAUGAGAGACCAGUGGCACACACUCGAGGCCAGUCGUGAGGAGUAGUGGGCAGGCACUGCUAUUUGGCAAAGCAGGAUCCGACCAUUAUUGUGGAGGGAGGGAUUUUCCAAGACAUGUAGCACACUCCAGAAUCAAAACAGAUUUGGGUAUAUUUGCAGGUGGCACUGUGGGUUAAACCACAGAGCCUAGGACUUGCCGAUCAGAAGGUCGGCGGUUCGAAUCCCCACAAUGGGGUGAGCUCCCGUUGCUCAGUCCCUGCUCCUGCCAACCUAGCUGUUCGAAAGCACGUCAAAGUGCAAGUAGAUAACUAAGUAUCGCUCCAGCGGGAAGGUAAACGGCGUUUCCGUGCGCUGCUCUGGUUCGCCAGAAGUGGCUUAGUCAUGCUGGCCACAUGACCCGGAAGCUGUACACUGGCUCCUUCGGCCAAUGAAGCGAGAUGAGCGCCGCAACCCCAGAGUCGGCCAUGACUGGACCUAAUGGUCAGGGGUCCCUUUACCUUUACCUUUCUCUAACUCUGCUUUCAUGCAGUAGCUUGCUAUCUAUUAUCUUCUGGAAAGGGUGUGUUUUCAACACUUGGGGAUUUGCAUUGGGCCGGGGCAACUCUUAAUACCUGUGCUAUUUUCCUAGAAAGGAAGGUGCCAGAACUCACCACAAACUCCUCCCUUGUUCUCUCAUAAUGGCAAUGGCGCCUGCCUGAGAGGUGCCGGAACUGAGUUCCAGUGAGUUCAGACUGGAAAAAAGUCCUGCAUCUUAACAGAUAUUGUGGGACCUAGUCAUGACCAUAGCUGCCAACUUUUCCCUUUUCUUGCAAGGAAUCCUAUUUGGAAUAAGGGAAUUUCCCGUAAAAAAAGGGAAACAUUGACAGCUAUGGUCAUCACAGGGCAGUGACACAAGGUGGUAAACAGGUUUUGCUGAAACAACACAUUGUGGGCAGCAACUGUUGGCUUUAGAAAAGGGACUCCCUACCCUGUGUCUUGUCCUCAGUCCCAAGGUGGCUGCGGUUGGGGAUUAAGCACAUUAUGGAAAGCUGAUUCAUCUCAAUAAAUGUACUUUGAAAGGUGCAUUUUUCAUCCACCCCUCUUCCUGAAUUUUCAAUCCCUCCCCCCAUUUUUGUACAAUCUGAAAAUUUUAUUUCGGAAGCCAAACUAGUGAGAGAUGGCAGCUCUGACUAUAUCAUCUCUCCACUUUCUAAUGGUUUCAGAUUUUUUGAAAAGAAAAGUGUAGCCUGUAUAAACACAAAUCAAGCCCUUCUCCGUAAACUAGCCUGAGGGAAGGUCAGAGUUGAAAUCCCAGCUAGCAAGCAGACUAUCCUCUCUAGGCCACUUUAAAAAAAAUUAAAAAUCACCUUGUAUUUAGUGUUUCACUAAAUAGAUACCCAUCUCACUGGUUGUCUUUAGCACCACAAAACAGUUUCUCCUUCCCUUCAUCAAAAGCUUUGCUUUGCUUGAAAGCGGAGCUCCUUGCUCGCGGAAUAUAUACAGUGGUACCUCAGGUUAAGUACUUAAUUCGUUCCGGAGGUCCGUUCUUAACCUGAAACUGUUCUUAACCUGAAGCACCACUUUAGCUAAUGGGGCCUCCUGCUGCUGCUGCGCCGCCGGAGCACGAUUUCUGUUCUCAUCCUGAAGCAAAGUACUUAACCCGAGGUACUAUUUCUGGGUUAGCGGAGUCUGUAACCUGAAGCGUAUGUAACCCGAGGUACCACUGUACAACUCUCUGGCCAGUCUGGCUGAAGGAUAUAGACUACCCCUUUCUGCCCACUCCCCUAUUGUCCUUCAAGGGAAAGGAGGUAGAGACUUAAUCUGCAAGCAGAGGGGCAGGAAACGGCCUAGGAGGGGUAGGCCAAGCUCUGACCUUGCCCUAUUUUCUUCUCAGGCAAAGGAGGCGGUGCAGCAGACCCAGCGUAUUCCGCACGGAGCUGCAGGAGGAGACUCCCGCCGUUACCGCCACCAACAAAGGACUGCACUUAACGAAACGGCCAGCGAUGGGACCCUGCCUGCGCCACCUUUUGCCCUGGCAGCAGCCUUGAAGGCCAGGGAGAUCUAGUGCCUUCCCCAGCCAGACACUUGUAGUGACGAUACCCGUGGUACUUUAUGCUCCUAAGGAGCUGGAAACGUAUGUCCUCUCCUGUGUAGAGGGAAUCCCUUCCCCAACGCGUGUAAAAAUUUAUUUAUAUCGAUAGAUCUCCUUUCCUCCAUUCGGUCUCUCAGAACAAGUAGUUGGCACGCUUCUCUCUUCUGCCCGUAAAGCUGCAGGCAGCUUGACACUGUGCCUAUCGUCUGGUCUGUGCAGACAGCGCCGUGUUUUCACUCGCACAUCAAGAGAUGGUGAAGAACAGCGGAGGACUUGGGAGUGGUGGGUAGCAUCUCCUCCUAUGGCUCUCUCUUGCAAAGCUGUUUUUUUAAAAAACAAAAUAAAUGUAGUAAACACAAGCCAGUGGCUGCUUAGC
Podarcis lilfordi (Lilford's wall lizard) is the source of this 35481-nucleotide messenger RNA. NCBI's taxonomy places the organism in Eukaryota, Metazoa, Chordata, Lepidosauria, Squamata, Lacertidae. The record is from the annotation of a GenBank genome assembly.